UACUCGAUAUUAUAUGUAAUAAACUGUUAGAUUACUCACUUGUUACGAGAAGUUUUAGUUGAUCAGCUAGUGGAUUGUGUUCGCUUGUUCAAGUAAUCGGAAGAAACAGUAUUUUGGAGAAGUGAUAGUUUGAAUUCGAAUCGUACAACCAAGUGACGCUGCUUUAUCGGUGAUAAAAUAUUGAAAAUGAGUUCGGAUGAAGAUUAUCAGCCAGAAGCGGCAACUAGGAAAAGAGGCCGGUUUUCGAAAUCUAAGAAUGAGGAACUACCCGAUUUGAAUGUUAAAGAGGUUAAAGAGGAGCCGGACGAAGAUUUGGAUGGUAUUCAUUAUGCGUGCAGUGUUUGCGACCAGGUGUUCCUGCACAAGUCUAACUUUUUGCGACACAAUCAACGACAUGAUCCACCGGGAGGUUUUAUUUGUUCGAUAUGUUGCAAACAAUUUACCAGUGACUGGGAUCGGAGUAAGCAUAAACGGGACGAGCACAGUGUAUUUCGAUGCCGUUUAUGUAAAAGCGAGUUUCCGCUGGAAGGUGACUACAACAACCACAUUCUAGAAGAACAUGGUGGUGUCGACCGGGAAUAUGAAGUGUGUCCUACCUGUGGACAACAAUUCCGAUCCGCUUCACAGCUGAAAGUACAUAUGGAAUCUAAUUGCGGCGCCGAAAAGAAACACGAGUGCGAUGUUUGCCAAUCACGUUAUUUAACGCAGGCAUCCUUGAACGCUCACAUGAUAAAACAUUUUGGAGAAAAAAGUCAUCUCUGCAACUACUGCGGGGCUAGUUUUCUUAACAAGGGUCAACUUAAGGUACACGAGAGGAUGCAUACAGGAGAAAAACCGUACAAGUGUAAUCAAUGCAGCAAAGCCUUCGCGCAUAGGGAAAGUCUUAUAACUCAUUCUACGACACACAGUGGUAUUAAGCCAUAUUACUGCAGCCACUGUGAAAGUCGAUUUUCCUGCAUUGGGAAUUUGCUUAAGCAUCGUAGAGCAAGGCCUGGCUCCUGCGGUUUACCACAAUACUGUGUGACUAACAAAAUUGUUGCUCGACCUAACAUUAAAACUAUGCCCAACCUUACGGACCGUCAGGUUAAUAAUCAAAAAGUAGUACAACGUUCUGGGCCACCGAGAGCCCGUAAAUUUAAAACUGAAGAAGCAGAGGAUAAAGUAAUUUCACCUAAAAAACGUAUCGUCAGAAAGGUACCAAAACCAAAAAUUCCAUUUGAGCAAUUAUCUGGUGAUGAAAAUGAAUCGGAAGAAGAUUCUAAGUCUAGUAUGACAGUCACAAAACAGUCCCCAAUAAAAACGGAGAAAAGAUCAACAAAACAAAACUAUGCCAAACUGGUGAAUCUUAAAGUUGAAGUUGAACCUAGCAGUAGAGCUUCAGAUGGCGAUAAUCCAAAUAUGCAUACCGAAACCAUUGAAGUGACGGAGGUUAAAAUUGAAGAAGAUGAUUUCAUUAUCGAAGAAGUCAAUGAAGGUUCAAUCGCGGAAGAGACUAUUGUCCAUGAAGAAGUUCUUUUGAUUAGUGAAGCGAAUUUAGCCGAAUUUGAUGGUGGAAAACCCUCGAAUGAAACUUUUGAAAACAGUCCAUUUUCGGCAAAUGACAAUGACGAUUCUAGUGAUAGUGGAUCAAGCGUAAAAAAGCCGCCGGUAGUAGUGAGGAAGAUAUUUACAGAAAAACCGCCCGUAGUAACCGAAAGAAAACGACGCGGUAGACCCAAAAUGAUACUACCUCCGAAGAAAUUACCAAAAGAUGCAAUUGUGAUUGAUUUGGAGCAGAAAAAGCGGGAGCUGGACGAGUUGCGAGUGGUAUUCGAUCAAAACGUUGAAAAAGUAGGCUUUGAAAUCUAUCAGUGCGCUCAUUGCCCUUCGCAGUACUGCAGCGAAUAUCUAGCUGGUCGACAUUUGGAACGAGACCAUGGCUUUAUGUUGAAACCUUUAUUGGAAACGCUACAAUAUGGUCGUAUUUGUGUGAAAGAACGAAAGUAUCAAUGCCGAUACUGUGAGCGCUUGUAUGCUAACGAGAAAGCGUUAGAAAAGCAUAUUCCUCUUCACGGUCCGGACGGAUCUCUCAAUAUUAAGUGCCCUUGCUGUGUGACUUUCUACGCCAGUCGCGAACAGGCUCUGGAACAUGCUUAUGUCGCGCACCCUCAUCGAAUGGAGUGCCCGUUUUGUGAUCGGAAGUUUAAUGAACCGGAAGCUCAAGCAAGCCACGUCAAAUCUGCCCACUAUGGAACCAAAGAGCCAAAGAAAUUUUCACACGUUUGUCAAAAAUGCGGAAAGUUUUUCAAUGCUAGGCUCGCAGCGCAUGAUCAUGAACGCUCCGAUUGCGGUCGGAGUCCCGUAUACACGUGCGAGCUUUGUUUAAAAGGUUUUCACAGCAUGAGCUCACUGAAGAAUCAUUAUACAGUCCACACAAAUGAAUUGCCAUACUCUUGCCAGUAUUGCGGCAAAAACUUUCGUACUGGCGGCCAAGUUAAAAUUCACGAACGAGUCCAUACCGGAGAGAAGCCUUUUGUUUGCACAUACUGUUCUAAAGGCUUCAGCCACCGUGAAUCGUACCACACGCAUCUUUCUUUACAUACCGGGAUUAAGCGGUAUAUGUGUUCUGGGUGUGCUAUGAGGUUCACGUGUGUUUCCAACCUUCAGGCACAUAAAAAGUCUCACAAAACAACGUGCGGUACGGUACCGAAUGCUUCCAGAGUUGUCGCCGAUGGGUACCACGAGUUACCGGAGGGAUACAUCCUGCCGUUUCCGAAAAAUGACGUAGAAUAAAAAUAUUUGAAUAACAGGAAGCUUAUUCUUUCCAUGUUUUACCUUUAGUCUUGUUUUUGUUCGCAUCAAUUCGAGCUUUUGGGUGUCAUAGCUUCGUUUAACUUCAUUCACUUCAUUACAAUAUGUGAAUACUACUUCCUGACUCGUUUGAAUUCUGGAUAUUUUGGUACAGUUUUACCGGACUUACUUUUAACACGAGAAGUACGGAAAUUUGUGUUAUUCGAACUGGAUUCAAUUGAAACUAAUGCAUUGAUAGGAGUAAUAACAUAAUUAUCUACAAGUGAUUUGCAGUUUAAAUUUAAUUCACAAAAGUUACAAAUGCUAUUUUUACUUACCUAUACGUGCGUAAAAGAUACAUCAGCAGAUUGGCUAGAAUAGCUGUAAUACAUGGAUAUUACUGUUACGUUACA
Sabethes cyaneus is the source of this 3182-nucleotide messenger RNA. RefSeq names its product zinc finger protein 431-like. The transcript is spliced from 8 exons. Gene Ontology annotation, molecular function: RNA polymerase II transcription regulatory region sequence-specific DNA binding; DNA-binding transcription factor activity, RNA polymerase II-specific. The record is from RefSeq and is a predicted model, not a curated record. Gene Ontology annotation, biological process: regulation of transcription by RNA polymerase II. Lineage: Eukaryota; Metazoa; Arthropoda; Insecta; Diptera; Culicidae. Gene Ontology annotation, cellular component: nucleus. Bases 187 to 2772 code for a protein of 861 amino acids.